CCUCAGCGGUUCAAGGGCACGGACGGAGCGGAGAAGGCAGCGGAGAAGGCAAAGCCUGCGAAGGCGGAGGAGGCCAAGGGGAAAGCGGCAAAGCCUGAGGAGGCUGCGGAGGAGGGGCCGCCAAAGUAUACAAAAUCAAUUUUAAAGAAGGGUGAUAAAACCAACUUCCCGAAGAAAGGAGACACUGUUCAUUGCUGGUAUACAGGAAAACUGCAGGAUGGAACAGUCUUCGAUACCAAUAUUCAAACAAGUUCCAAGAAGAAAAAAGCAGCCAAACCUUUAAGCUUCAAAGUUGGCGUAGGAAAAGUAAUCAGAGGUUGGGAUGAAGCUCUCUUAACAAUGAGUAAAGGAGAGAAGGCUCAGCUGGAAAUUGAACCCGAGUGGGCAUAUGGCAAGAAAGGGCAGCCUGAUGCCAAGAUUCCACCAAACGCAAAACUCUUCUUUGAAGUGGAAUUGGUGGAUAUUGAAUGA
This is a messenger RNA of Apaloderma vittatum (bar-tailed trogon), 471 nucleotides long. RefSeq names its product FK506 binding protein 3, 25kDa (gene FKBP3). Gene Ontology annotation, molecular function: peptidyl-prolyl cis-trans isomerase activity. Lineage: Eukaryota; Metazoa; Chordata; Aves; Trogoniformes; Trogonidae. The annotation marks the transcript as partial. The record is from RefSeq and is a predicted model, not a curated record. The transcript has 5 exons.